AUGAAAAGUGAUUCUUUGCAUUCCAUACAACAACGUAUUGCUGAAUUUUACGGGUCGCAAUGCGGCUUUUGUACACCUGGUAUGGUUAUGUCACUGUAUGGUACAUUGAAUAAUAUUGAAAAUCCAACAAUGAAAGAUAUUGAAGAUUCAUUUGAUGGUAAUUUAUGUCGUUGUACUGGUUAUCGACCAAUCUUAGACGCAGCAAAAACGUUUGCGUGCGAUAAAAAGCCAAAGGCUAAACAACCACCCGAUUGCAAUAAUAGUAAAGAUGAAAAUAUCAAUACUAUUAUAAGUACAACAGAAGACAAGUUAUUAAAAUAUGAUGAUACAAAGUGUCCAGUAUUAGAAUUUCCACCAUCGCUACUACAUCACAAAGCACAAUCAGUACAUAUCAAAGGUGAAUCUGUUGAAUGGUAUCGUCCAAUAACAUUGAUUGAACUUGUUUCAUUAAAAAAUCAGUAUCCAAUGGCAAAAAUAGUUUCCGGUAAUACAAUGGUACAAAUUGACAGAAAAUUUAAAAAUAAAAAUUAUUCUAUUCUCAUUGGUGUUUCACACAUUCAAGAAUUAAGUACUAUAGAAAAAUUAGAAAAUGGCAUGAUCAUUGGCGCUGGUAUAACCAUAGCGAAAUUAAAAGAAUGUUUGGAAUUAUGGUUAAAGACAUUACCAACACAUCAAAUGAAUACAUGUCAUGCGCUAUUGAAACAAUUGAAUGUUUUUGGUUCGCAGCAAAUUCGAAAUGUGGCUACUAUUGGUGGGAAUAUUAUUCAUGGAUCACCAAUAUCCAGUUUAAAUCCAAUUUUACAAGCAUGUGAUGCGAAACUAAAAUUGAUCAAAUAUGCCAGUAAUGAACAACAUGAAGUAGCACUCCGAGAAUUUUUCUUAUCCAAGAAGGAAGUGGAUAUGGAACAAGACGAACUUUUAUUGUCGGUUUAUAUUCCAUUUACAGAAAAAUAUGAAUAUUUGCAAUCGUACAAACAAUCGCGGAGACGUAAACUUGAUAUUCCUAUAGUUAGUUGUGGUUUCCAAGUUAAACUGAAACAAAUUCAGUGUCAAAUAGAUGAUUCCAUACCAGAAUUCAAAUGGAAAAUUCAGUCAGUAUGUCUUUCGUUUGGCAGUAUGGCAUCGUCUACAGUUAUGAUGAAUAAGACACAAGACUAUCUCAAAGAUAAGCCAUGGUGUAAGCAAACAAUGAAAGAUGCAUUAAAAUGGUUACUGGAUGAAUUACCAUUGGAUGAAUUUACACCGGGUGGACAACCAGAAUAUCGGUAA
Rotaria sp. Silwood1 is the source of this 1269-nucleotide messenger RNA. The record is from the annotation of a GenBank genome assembly. Lineage: Eukaryota; Metazoa; Rotifera; Eurotatoria; Philodinida; Philodinidae.